This is a messenger RNA of Amoebophrya sp. A120, 5662 nucleotides long. Lineage: Eukaryota; Dinophyceae; Syndiniales; Amoebophryaceae. The record is from the annotation of a GenBank genome assembly.
GAGACUCACGAAUGCACCGGAAGCGAUCCUGUACUAAGCGUGCUUAAUUUUAUUUUUCCAUAGAUAUGUGAUCCGUGUUUUCUCUCCUUUGAUUUCAUGAUCUGUAAUUGCAUUCCAGGCGACACCGACAGUUAUAUUUCUACGCGACGGCGACCAUCAGCAUUAGGUUUAUGACAUCUACAUCUUUCCACCACGACAUUUGGGCAAUAUCUCUUGGUUGAUGUCCUGUGGCUAGCGUACUUCUACUACUAGCAAAGGCGAAGCAACCAUGUAAAUAUCUUUACGUUGUUGCCGGACGACUUUCACUUUCUGCGGCCAAGUAGGUGACUAAGUUCUAGUGUUACUCGUAGUCACAUUCUUAGAAGUUGGCAAAGCAGUGUCUUCUAGUACGACCUUAUUUUUGCGACGACUCGCACUCGACUCACGGAGCAGGAGCAACAUUCUUCCUUGCAAAAUGUCGAUGCAGAACGGUGGCUCCUCCGCGUCCAACAGUGUGUUGCACGACCUCAGUUCGGUGCUCAAUGACACACUGGAAGAGGAGUUGACGCUGGAUCCCUACCGGCCUAGGGUGUGGAUCACGUACAUCGACACGAUCAAGAAGACCGAUCCCGCACUGCGAUACUUGAUGUACGAACGGGCGCUGAAGGUGAGAAUGAAAGUUUACAUGUUUAUCUACUUUUAGAUCUUUAUACUUUUCAUCCCUGAUGCUGAUGUUGUUCCUGGUGAUCCAAAGUUAAGACAUAGUGAAUGAUUUUACUACACAUCAUCACCUGAUUGGCGUCGAUGUGGUCAGGACGAGGACACUGCAGAAGUUUUGUUCAAUUCACGACAUGUAUGAAAUGAGUCCAACACAUUAAUUAUCAGACACUGCCGAUGUCGUACAAGCUGUGGCGCAGAUAUUUGCUAGAGCGAAGGAAGUCGCUGGACGAACGACGAAAGAUCGAGCAGGCACACUAUGGGAACAAGAAUUUCGACCCGAUUUCCGACGAGGCCUACGCGGAGGUGAACGCGAUCUACGACCGGUGUUUGAUCUUCAUGCACAAGAUGCCGCGCAUCUGGCUCGACUACCUCGAGUUUCUAAUCCAGCAGCGGCGCGUGACGCAAACCCGCCGUGCCAUCGACGGGGCGCUUCGCACCCUCCCGAUCCAGCAGCAUCACCGGGUAUGGAACAUUGGUAUUCCCUGGGUGGGCGGGACCAAGUACAAACACGCGGUCAUCCCCCAGAAGACCUGUCUCACGCUCUUCCGCCGCUACUUGAUGUUGGAGCCCAGCCACGUGGAGACCUUUAUCGCCUACCUCCUUCGACAGGAAAUCUACGACGAAGCAGCCGUGAAAAUGGUCGAGAUUCUGAACGACGAGGACUUUGUCAGCAUCAACGGCAAGUCCCGCCACCAGCUCUGGCUCGACCUCUGCGAGCUCAUCUCAAAACACCCCCGAGAAAUCCGGUCGAUAAAAAUUGAACCCAUCAUCCGCCAGGGAAUCGGGAAAUUCACCGACGAGGUACAUGAAUGGCCUUGCGGGGUCUUUUUAUCUGUUCUUCUUUUUUGCACAUUCUUUGUCGCGUGGUGAAAACCUAUUCCUACCACACCUUUUCCCAAAUACAUCAGACCCUAGUGCGAAAAUUUUUCGAUGCAGAUGAAAAGAUGAGUGUCCAUACGUAAAAAUCUUUCCAAUAUUAUCAGGUGGGUAGGCUCUGGAUUUGUCUGGCGGACCAUUUCAUUCGGCUCGCCUGGUUUGAUAAGGCCCGGGCGAUUUACCAGGAGGCCAUCGAGACCAUUGUGACGGCCCACGAUUUUGUAUGACAGUGCACAACUCCCCCUCCUCCUCAUUUGUCAUGCAAAGUAUCCAAAUCACCCUUUGCCUCUUGGCAUUGUUUGCAUGACAAGUUCUGGUAGCCCAAAUAGCACAGACUAUACUCCAGUGCAAAUUUGUCAUGCAAGACCAGCAUCCUUGCUGAUGCUUGUAUUGCCGUUCAUGCUAUACAAAUGAGGGGGAGGGGGAGUUGUGCAUUGUUAUAUUUUGCACUGGUCUAUGAGUCCUACGAGGUUUUUCUCACCGACUGGUUGGAAGUCGUUGAUGAGCGGGACAAGGUCGGCGAAGAGCUCCAGUUCGCCAUCCUCGAAGAUCUAAUGGACAACCGCCCCCUGCUGUUGAACUCGGUUUUGCUGCGCCAGAAUCCGCACGUGGUCGCGGAGUGGCUCAAACGAGUGGAAAUCUACAAGGAACGCGACAACCUCGAAAUGGUCGUGCAGACCUACAAAGAAGCCGUAGCUGCCAUCGAUCCGAAGAAGUGCAUAGGUAAAAGAAGAACUGUUCAUGUUACAAUUUGGACUUGUAUAGUUUUUUGCGCCGUGUACAAGUACAACAUCAACAAACAAACUUCCAACUUCGCGUUUUUUUGUUUCUACGUAUUGUUUGCAUCCAAUCUGGAUCUGGUAUCGAACGUCGAGCUCGCUGAUGUACAUCGUGUUUUAUUUUGCAGCGUUACCAUCAAUGCAUUCCACUCAUGGCACCCAUAGCAGCGCUACGCUAGCGCCACCUAUGUUGAUCACGCAUGAUCUUGUUCUGUAUCUCUGAGUAUGAUGAUGAGGCUGCCGAUACCUAUAACUUCUACAUCGGAAUUAUCGAAGUUCCGGCAAAAAUAUGUUGAAAACAAACUUCCCACUAUCGCAACGCACAGGCAAGAUCCAGGAUCUGUGGGUCCAGUUUGCCCGGUUUUUCGAAGAGCAGGACGAGGGGGACCUGUCUCUGAAUGUGCGGGACCUUUUCCAGGAGGCGGUGAAGGUACACUUUGCCCACGCCGACGACCUCGCUAGCAUUUGGUGCGAGUGGAUCGAGAUGGAGCUGCGGCACGACAACUUUCAAGAGGCCCUGAACCUGGCCCGCGCGAGCAUCACGCAGCCCACCGACCGGCAGGAGCGGGCGACGAACAUUGCGCGCAUGAAGUCGGUGCGAUCGAAAAAGCUGUGGUACUUGGCGUUGGACCUGGAGGAGAAUUUUGGCACGUUCGAAACGACGAAGGCCACCUACGAAAAGAUGAUCGACCUGAAAAUCGCGACGCCGCAGGUCAUCAUCAACUUCGCGCACUACCUGGAAGAUCGCAAGUACUUCGAGCAGGCGUUCAAGGUUUACGAGAAGGGCGUGACGCUCUUCAAGCAGCCGCACUGUUUCGACCUGUGGCUCUUCUACCUGCGCAAGUUCGUCACGCGCUACAAGGCGAAGAAGCUGGAGCGCAGUCGCGACCUGUUCGAAGAAGCGAUCAAGGCCUGCUCUAGCAGCGAAAUAAUGCAGAUGCGCCUGCACGUGCUCUACGGAAAGCUCGAGGAGCGGUACGGGCUCGCCAAGAAGGCCCUCUCCAUCUACCAACAGGCGUGCGAGGCGGUGCACAAGGACCCCUCCGCGCAAUUGAAGAUGUGGACGCUGCUCUUAGUCCGAACGGGAGAAAUCAAGGGCGGCGAUGUGGCCAGGUACAGCGCAUUGUUUCAACGAUACCGCCAUUUUUUUUUGUUGCAGAAGAUUUAUGAACAAGAUAUCUGUUUUUCUUUCACGACAGGCGUUGGCAAGAUGAAAGCUUAAUGUUGUCUAAUUAUUUUCACGAUCGCGAUCGCCUCAACACGCUGUUUUUUGUUUGUCCGCGCCACCUUCACCUCACCCUCGCACACGACAUGAUAAGGCGAGCUUUUUCGUUGUUCACAAUGAAUGAUAUUAUGUACCUGAUCACGAUACGUCUUCAAAAACAAUUGCAGGAAUGUGCUCAAAGCUGCUGUAGAUACUCUUCCAGAGGGCGAUGGCCUGAUUCAUUUUGGAUUGUUGUUUGCCGAACUGGAAAACUCGUUCGGAGAGCUUGCUCGGGCACGCGUCAUCUACGAGCACAUUUCUCAAUACUGCGACCCGCGCAAGUACCCGAAAUUCUGGGAAAUAUGGCAGACGUUCGAGAUGCGACACGGCAACGCCGAGACCUUCAAGGAAAUGCGAAGAAUCCAACGCUCCGUCGAGGCUGCGUACGCACAGGUAUGAUCUUCUUGCCGACGUGGUUGAUGCUGGAGAAUUAUAUCGUUGUGUUUCUUUUUUGCGCCGGUCUGAGCUCUCCUUCUCAGCAAUGACUAACAAGAUUUGGGCGGGAACUACAUUAAAGUUUCAAAUCCUUGCCCCUGGAGUAGAAACUCCUCGUAGUCCUCGUCUAUUGCCCGACGAGCCUGAGGACCGUUACAGUAUGGAGUUUGUCUUUAUUUAUGUUUUUCUAAUGAAAUCACUAGAUCAAAAAAUUGCAAUUUCCGCAGGUCCACUUCAACGCGCCGGAUAUUACAAGCCAACUGGACGAGCUGAAGGACAAAGUCUCUCUCAACCCGAUGGCGGAGGCGGAGCAGGCCAUGGAGAACGCCGAGCAAGCGGCGCAGCAGCAGAAGCUGCUCCAGCAGCAGAGCCUCGCGAACGCCGGGCUCAGCAACCCGGAGACGGCGGCCUUCCUGCAGAAGCGCAACAAACUGCUGGAGGAGCUGGGCGUGAACCAGCGGGAGCGCGACGCCUUCUUCGAGCCGUGCGACACUUUCGGCGGCAGCAAGCUCGGCUACGUGUUCAAGACGGGAAUCAAGGGCUUGGGCUACUACGAGGACGCCGUGGGCAGCAGUCUGCUGCAGAGCCGCACCGGCGUCAUUUCCAAGAAGGCCGAAAUCAGUGCGGGCCUCAACACGACUGGAACAGCGGCAGGCGAGGCCGCGAACAAGAAAGCGACCGGGGACAAGGCCGCCAACAAGAAGCGACCCCGCAUUCUCGGUGAUGAGGAAAUCGAUCUGGCCGACUUGGACGACGAGGACGAGGAAGUGGUGGAGGACACGUACCACGUUCCCGGGUUCCUCAGUACCGCAGACAAGGAGCGCCUCGAGAAGCUCAAGGAGGAGGAAAUCAAAGACGCACGGGCCACGCGGGAGCAGGCCGCCAAGGAGCGAACCGAACGCCUCUACGCCGCGUUCGAGGCGGAGGAAGAAAAGAAGGGCAUCCACAAGGGAAUGGGCGGAGCGCUCUCGAAAUUUCAGAAGAAAAAGAUGAACCCACACGAUCCUUUCGACAAACGGCUCCAUUAAGAAAUUAUUGCAAGAAAAGAGCAGUAGUAGACCACGGGUGCCGCGAGCGGAUGAACACAUGGCUUCUUGGUCGACGUCAUGGUGGUUCUUGUCGUUGCGUGCACAGACUGAAGCUGAUGCGCUGGGGCUGCUGUCACUUCGAUAAUUGCAAUUGCGAUUUUUCUUUCAGCGCGCGGAUCAGCUCACCAGAAUUCCUGCCGACGUUCCAUUCUGUGAUGUUAUCCAGUACAUUUUGAUAUGACUUCACGAAAGCCACGCAGUUGAUAUACCAAGUAUUUUUUACUGCUUCGACUGUCUCACAACUUGUUUUACGCUCGAUUUGAGUUUUCCUUUCGAUUGGACACUUCUCAUCAUCUACAUCUUCAACCAUUUCUAUUUGCCUGAAGUGUUUGGCGACGACAAUGGGUGUCAUCAGAGGUUCACACUCACGACUCGUGGGCGUGAACUUCUGAUAGCCUUGUGCUAGCGCCACACAUGCCGCACCGAACAACCUCUUUCUUGACAAAUGUGCCGGGUCGUCACGGUGGUUGAUUUUUUCCGACGUAGAAGUAAGCACUUUGAUGAAGAAGAUAAAACUAAAG